This is a messenger RNA of Arachis ipaensis, 927 nucleotides long. Its product is annotated as Putative membrane lipoprotein. The record is from RefSeq and is a predicted model, not a curated record. Lineage: Eukaryota; Viridiplantae; Streptophyta; Magnoliopsida; Fabales; Fabaceae.
GUGUGGCAGUGUGGUGCAGCAUGAGCAGGCCUUGUUUGUAUUAUGUUUCAUUGUUCCCUCACAAGCAUACACCAUUACUCACACAUCACACUCUCUCUCACUCUCUCAAAUAAACUUGACCCCUCCAUUUCUCAUUUGUGCUUAUUCAGUCCCCCACACCUCCAACAAACCACCAUCAUUCUUCCUCUUCCUCUCCACAACAACUCCCACUUUCUCACACUAAUUUAUACUCUCAAAUCCUCAGAUCUAUUACACCAUCAACAUAACAACAAUGGAGGUGCUCAAGAGUUGGGAGUGUGAGACUAAUACUCGAGAAACCAGUAGCGAGGAAGAAGAACACAACAGCAACGAAGAUAGCGUACAUACCGUUGCGUUCGCACUAGGUACGGUGGUUUUAAUGGUGUGUCUGAAGAGGUUUCUUGUUGAGCAAUGGCGCGCUUGGGUCUUCCUUCUUCUCAAUGUCAUCCUACUCGCCAUUUUCUUCAUGUCUACUAAGAAACCGAGAUGGAGUGUUCAGACUCAAGAAAGCAAAAACCGUAUCCAACGAAUCAAAACUCAUUUAAAAAAAGAUAGUGUCCCGCCGCCUUCUGAAGAAAGUAAGGAGUGCAGUGAAAAUAAUGACAGCAACAACAAAAAGAUGGACGGGGACGAGGACGAGGGCGAAGAAGAGGAGGAGGAGGAGGAGGAGGCAGUGGCGGCGCUUUCAAAAGAGGAGCUGAAUGAGAGAGUGGAGGCGUUCAUAGCCAUGUUUAGGCAGCACCUCAUCUCCGAUGUCAAACAAGGUUUCAACUUCCCCCAAACGGCCAAUCUAAGGACGCGGCCUAACAAGAUUCAAGUUUCUUGCUGUUGACAAAUUAUUACAUUUUUUAUUUUAUUUUUAAAUUGAUCUUGUGACUUGUGAGAUUAAUUAUAUUCAAGUUUCUUCCA